AUGAAUUGGUUACCUGAGGAGGAUUUCAAAGGUCUCUCUGAUAAUUUCUUUGAUGAUCUCAUCAAUCAAAUCGAUUUUCCGCUAGAAGACAUUGAUACCACCAAUGCUGAGGGAGAUUGGGAAGCCAAAUUUCAAGAACUUGAGCCUCCGCCCAUGGAUAUGUUCCCGAGCUUGCCCUCUGAGUUCGCCUCUUGUGGCAUUACCAAGGGUGGCCGUGUGGGGAUUCAGAAGACCGUACCCAUUUUGAAACAGUCCAGUUCUUCUGAAGCCUUGUCUGGCAAAAAUAGCACUGUCAACCAAUCUUCAUCACCUCCUGAUAUCAAAGUCUCAAAGCUAUUUCAGUCUUCAAGUCCAGUGUCGGUUCUCGAGAACAGUGACGGUUCUUUCUCGCCCCAGAACUCUCGAACUCAGAUAUUUUCUUUCCCUGUGAAAGGCAUAAGAAGCAAGCGCAAACGCCGCUCAACAACACUGGGACUUAGAUACCUUCUCCCUUUUGAACCCAGGAAGCCUGAGAAGUCAACUCUGGGCGAAUCAGAAUCCGAGAGUUACUACUCUUCUGAGCAGCAUGCCAAGAAGAAACGCAAGAUCCCGCUGACCAGCCACAUGGUGUCUUCCAGUUUAGAGGCAAGUUACUCGGAUGGGAUAGUGCGGAAAUGCUCUCAUUGUGAGACAACCAAGACCCCGCAGUGGAGGGAAGGACCCAAUGGACCAAAGACUCUCUGCAAUGCUUGCGGAGUCCGGUUCAGAUCUGGCCGUCUAGUUCCAGAAUACAGACCAGCUUCAAGCCCGACCUUCAUCCCAUCUGUGCAUUCAAACUCACACAGGAAGAUCAUAGAGAUGAGAAGGAAGGAAGACGGUCAGUUUGAUACCAGCAUGAAUCACGCGGUGAUAUCCGGAGCAUAA
Messenger RNA from Arabis nemorensis, 903 nucleotides. The record is from the annotation of a GenBank genome assembly. Lineage: Eukaryota; Viridiplantae; Streptophyta; Magnoliopsida; Brassicales; Brassicaceae.